This is a messenger RNA of Cricetulus griseus (Chinese hamster), 575 nucleotides long. Lineage: Eukaryota; Metazoa; Chordata; Mammalia; Rodentia; Cricetidae. The record is from RefSeq and is a predicted model, not a curated record.
UUCCUCCUCUGGAAGGGUUUGUAAUGAAUCGGGUACAAGGAGAUUAUUUUGAAACUCUACUCUAUAAGAUAUUUGUGUCCAUAGAUGAGCACACUAAUGUUGCAGAGCUGGCAAAUGUCCUCGAGAUAGACUUGUCACUGGUGAAGAAUGCUGUUUCCAUGUAUUGCCGGUUGGGUUUUGCCCAUAAGAAAGGACAAGUAAUAAACUUGGAUCAACUUCAUUCAUCAUGGAAGAAUGUUCCCUCUGUGAACAGAUUAAAGAGCACCUUAGACCCACAGAAGAUGCUUUUAUCCUGGGACGGCGGGGAAAGCAGGAGCCCUGUGCAGGAAGCUUCUUCGGCUACCGACACUGACACAAAUAGUCAAGAAGACCCAGCUGACACAGCCAGUGUAAGCAGUUUGAGUCUAUCCACUGGGUACACAAAGCGUAUUGCAUUCUUAUUUGACUCCACGCUCACUGCGUUUUUAAUGAUGGGGAAUCUCUCCCCGAACUUGAAAAGCCACGCGGUCACCAUGUUUGAAGUCGGCAAACUCUCGGACGAGUCCCUGGACAGCUUCCUCAUAGAACUGGAGAAG